AUGUCCAGGAUAACAGAGUGGCGUAAGCUACCGGUCUCAUUGAACGAACUCUGUAUCGCAACCACCCUUUGCUGUGGCCAGUCAUUCCGCUGGCGGCAAUCCGACGACCAGACGUGGACGUGUACACUUCGCGGCCGCAUUGUACAACUGACGCAGGACAAGUCGCAUCUGCGUUAUCGAUCAAUAUGGCCGAGCGCCUGCGAGGCUCCUCCCACCCCUCCCUCGUCUAUCCCACCUACAGUCGACGAAGACAGUGAAACCGACGACACGAAAAGCCUGAUCAUGCAUUAUCUCAAUCUCGAGCCGGAUCUUGAGACGCUUUAUGCGCAAUGGUCCGCCUCAGACCCAAACUUCAAGAAAAAAGCGCCCAAGUUCACGGGCGUCAGGAUUUUGCGGCAGGAUGCCUGGGAGGCGCUGAUCGGCUUUAUCUGCAGCAGCAACAACAACAUCGUGCGCAUCUCGCAGAUGGUGGACAAAUUGUGCACACAUUACGGGAGAUAUAUCGCGACGCUGGACGGUCGACCAUACCACGAUUUUCCAGAACCGGACGCGCUCACCGGCAAAGACGUCGAGGCGCACUUGAGAGAACUGGGCUUCGGAUAUCGAGCGAAAUAUAUCUCUCGGACGGCCAAGAUGGUGGCCGAAGAGCGCGAACAUGGCUGGCUCGACGGACUGCGCAAUCCGGAAAGCCCCGCCUACGGCCGCACCGUGUCACCUGGUGGUCAGAUGAAGCCUGAAGGUCGGGACGGCUACCGCGAAGCUCACGAGAAACUGCUGGAUCUACAGGGCGUGGGGCCCAAGGUCGCGGACUGCGUUUGCUUGAUGGGGUUGGGCUGGGGUGAGGCUGUCCCGGUAGAUACACAUGUGUGGCAAAUAGCCCAGCGCGACUACAAGUUUGGCCGAGGCAAGCAUAGCAGCCUGACCAAAGCAACCUACGAUGCUGUAGCCAACCACUUUCGGAAGCUAUGGGGGAAAGAGGCUGGUUGGGCGCACAGUGUUCUUUUCACCGCCGACCUGAGAGCCUUUGCGGAGCGCUUGACGACGAAAGCCGAGGUCAGCAUCAAAGGAGAUACUCGCCCGUCAGCCGAGCCUGAAGUCCGCCAACAGCAGACUGUACGGCGGGUUGCCGUGAAGCGAGAGCUCGAACAGGAUGAACGGAAUGUAGUGGUGAAGGUUGAAGAAUUGGUCAUGAAUAGCAGUGAGCGGGUAAAACGGCAACGACGCAAAUGA
This is a messenger RNA of Capronia epimyces CBS 606.96, 1230 nucleotides long. RefSeq names its product N-glycosylase/DNA lyase. Gene Ontology annotation, molecular function: 8-oxo-7,8-dihydroguanine DNA N-glycosylase activity; damaged DNA binding. Gene Ontology annotation, cellular component: nucleus. Bases 1 to 1230 code for a protein of 409 amino acids. Lineage: Eukaryota; Fungi; Ascomycota; Eurotiomycetes; Chaetothyriales; Herpotrichiellaceae. Gene Ontology annotation, biological process: base-excision repair; nucleotide-excision repair; base-excision repair, AP site formation. The transcript has a single exon. The record is from RefSeq and is a predicted model, not a curated record.